GUACAGUUCUGUUUGCAAUUUGAUUUUGGUUUAAUCAGAGUAAACCGUGGCCAUCAUAUCUAUCCUCUUCACUCGUCGUCACUCAACGCUCAAAUCUCUUCUCUCCUUGGCAGUCGCGACUCCUCCGUGACCAUCUCCGCCGCUCAAAAUCUCCCGUGAAAUCGCUGAUUGCACCGUAUCCGCUUGGCUUGUGGAGAUCAGAGCAUGGCCAAGUACUAUGACAUUGACGACAUACUUACAGAGGAAGAGUUUGCUCCUGUGUUGUUUCAUAAACCAGCAAAUGCAGUGACUAUUGACCCAAGUGCUGAGACAAACUCUGUUGAGCAAGGUGCCAAAGUGGAGUUACCCUUCUGGCUUGCUCAUGAGUUGCAUCUGAGACAAGCUGUUUCCAUUAACCUUCCUGCCUGUUUCGACCAAAAGACGAGGCUGGAAAUACAAGCUGAUGCAGCGUGUGUGGAUCUUAGAUCACGAUGUCCUUACUUCUACGAGUUUGGUUGCAAGUUACAGCCUUUAGUUACUGAUAGAACGCUCGGAAUCUUGCUAUCGACUGCGUUUAAGAUCAGAUACAAGGAGAGGCUGACAAAAGUUUUCACUGCAACUCAUUUAACAGCUUCCAAGUUCUUGCCAUUCUUGACUAUAGAAGAAACUAACUUGUACGAAGCAGCUCACUUGUCUAUGACAGCCUUCAAGAAAUGGAGAACGGGAGGUCCUCGUUUCCAGAGAGCUUCGAUACUCGGAAGAAAACGCAAGGAAUCUUAAUUAAAUUGAGGUCCCUAAACGCUUCUUUGUUGUUUCAUCAACUUUAAUUCUCUUUGAAGAUUCGAGUUGUUUGUAUGUUGUCAUUGCAUGAUGAUGUUUAGAAUCAUUUCAUUAUCUUAUUAGUAAUUAUCAGACAAUAGUGUGUUUGUGUUAUAUAAAUAUCUCAAAGAUGAUAUGACAAGAUAAGAUUAGGUUCUCUCUU
Brassica rapa (field mustard) is the source of this 961-nucleotide messenger RNA. Its product is annotated as DNA replication complex GINS protein PSF3. Gene Ontology annotation, biological process: mitotic DNA replication initiation. Lineage: Eukaryota; Viridiplantae; Streptophyta; Magnoliopsida; Brassicales; Brassicaceae. Gene Ontology annotation, cellular component: GINS complex. The record is from RefSeq and is a predicted model, not a curated record.